This is a messenger RNA of Angiostrongylus costaricensis, 1467 nucleotides long. The record is from the annotation of a GenBank genome assembly. NCBI's taxonomy places the organism in Eukaryota, Metazoa, Nematoda, Chromadorea, Rhabditida, Metastrongylidae.
CCUCUAACUCCCCCCAAAAAAAACAUGCAACAUUGGGCUUUCAUAUGCUCGUCUUUGGUUGCUUGUGAUGCUUACAAAUUCCUUGUUAAUUCGCCCUUGUUCGGAUAUUCUCAUACAAAUUUUAUGGGAGCAAUAGCUGACACCUUGACGGAAGCAGGUCACAAUGUCACUGUGUUGAUGCCGGUGAUGGAAAUCGAGCAAAAGGACAAGACAGGUCUGAAGCUCACAAAAAACGUCAUUAAAAUUCCAGCGGACCAGCGAGUAUAUGAUAUCAUGAGGCAUGAAAGGGAGAUGCUUAGCCAUAUAUGGACAACUGGCAACAGUGUUCUUGGACUUUUAAAGGCACUGACUUUGCAUGAACUACAAAGAUUUGAUUUAAAAGCUUUUCCUCAUCGUUCAGGAAUUUUUGAAGUUCUCAAAAUUCCUGCGACGAUUGCUACAUUUUCUGGAGUGCACAUCGACUGCGUUUCUAAGAGCAUUGGAGAGCCCAUCACGCCCGCAUCAUGGUCGGCAACGGGUGAUCGCAUGAAUUUCUUUGGUAGACUCGGAAACUUUGUUAAUGUGUUGCUGGUAAAUAUUUUCUUCACACGAACAUAUGAUGAAGAAAUCAAGGUCUUCCGACUCAUUUCCAAAGCAUCGUUUGUAUUCACUAAUUCAAAUCCUUAUCUCGAUUACCCUCGUCCAGUUCUUCAUAAGACGGUGGCAAUCGGUGGAAUAGCUGUUGCAGUGGAUCAAAAAAAGAACGAACUAUCUAAGGAAUGGGAUGACAUCUUAAACAAGCGUAACACUACUGUACUGGUCUCAUUUGGAUCAGUGGUCAAAUCAAUCUACAUGCCAGAACAAUACAAGAAAACUCUUCUAGAAGUAUUUGAAAGCAUGCCUGAGACAACCUUCAUUUGGAAAUAUGAGGAAGAAGGUUCAACGAUAGCGGGACACUUGAAGAACGUUCACCUCAGCACGUGGGUCCCACAGAAUGCUUUACUUGCCGAUUCUCGUUUGACGGUCUUCAUCACGCACGGAGGAUUAGCUAGCACAACGGAACUUGCUUAUAUGGGCAAGCCAAUUCCCGUUUUUGCUGAUCAAACAAGAAAUGCGAACAUGUUUUCCAAGCAUGGAUGUGGGAUUGUUCUCACGAAAUAUGAAUUAGAACAUCCUCAAAAACUACGGGAUUCACUAAUUAAGAUCUUCAAUGAUGCCAGCUUUUCUGAUAAUGCUCGUCUCCUGUCGGAAAUACUUCGGAAUCAACCUAUCAGCCCCAAGCAACUUCUUGUCAGGCAUAGUGAAUUCGCCGCCAGAUUUGGAACUUUACCCAAUCUUGAUCCUUAUGGACGACAUUUAUCCCUCUUGGAGUACUAUCUGAUAGAUGUCUUGUUAGCAUGCGUGUUUGCUUUCCUUCUUGUUGUUUUUGUUAUUGUUAAACUUUUGAGAAAAUGUCUUUCUCUAAGAGAAAAAACCAAAACUGAAUAG